AUGGCUCCCCAAGUCAUCGUCCUCGCCGGCGGAACCGGCGGAUUCGGCCGGUAUCUCGCCGAAGCCAUCACCAGCAGCCCAGACUACGCCGUUGCCAUCUUAACUCGAUCGAACAAGAACAAGAACCCCCCACCCUGGACCGACCACCCCAAAAUCACCACCCACCAAACCGACUACACGCCGACCUCCCUCCUCCCCAUCCUCAACACCAUGCAGGCCACCACCCUCCUCUCUCUCAUCCGCUGCCCCAACGACGCCUACCUUCCGCUGCACACCCACCUCCUGGACGCGUGCAUCGCCUCGCAGACCUGCAAGCGCCUCAUCCCGUCCGAGUGGGCCGGCAACGUCGACGACUUCCCGCUGCUGCCGCGCUCCUACGGCGGCACGCGCGCCCCCUUCCGCGAGAUCCUGCGGUCCCGGGCCGCCAGUCACCACGUCGAGUGGACGCUGGUCCACCACGGCUGGUUCAUGGACUAUUUCUUACCGGAACACAAGUCGUACAUGGCGUACAUCCCCGGCGAGUUUCCGGUCGAUCCGCAGACGUGGACGUACCAUGUGAAGGGGUCGGGGGAGGGGGCGCAGUCGUGGACGUGGUCGAGGGAUUUGGCCAGGGCGGUGGUGCGGUUGCUGGGGCGGGAGCGGUGGGAACCGGUGACUUAUGUGGCUGGGGAAUGGAGCACGUUUAAUCAGGCGGUGGGGUUGUUGGAGAAGUAUUACGGCCGUCCCUUUAAGAGGGAGUAUCGGUCCGUCGAGCAGAUCGAGUACGAUGUCGAGCACCAUCCGACACCCCCGGAUGAUCCGAAUAUCGCGCUGGCGGAGCUGGAGGAGUGUACGAUUAAAGGGGCGAUUUGCUGCCCCCGGGAGAAGACGUUACGGCAGAAGGAGGAGUUCUUUGCUGGGAUGGAGUUUGUGCGGCUGGAGGAGUUGCUGGUCAGGGCUGAGAGGGAGGGGUUUACUUGA
Molecule: messenger RNA, 960 nt
Organism: Aspergillus fijiensis CBS 313.89
Lineage: Eukaryota; Fungi; Ascomycota; Eurotiomycetes; Eurotiales; Aspergillaceae
Product: NAD(P)-binding protein
Exons: 4
Coding region: 1-960 (319 amino acids)
Source: RefSeq, a predicted model, not a curated record